Molecule: messenger RNA, 1113 nt
Organism: Arachis stenosperma
Lineage: Eukaryota; Viridiplantae; Streptophyta; Magnoliopsida; Fabales; Fabaceae
Exons: 1
Coding region: 1-1113 (370 amino acids)
Source: RefSeq, a predicted model, not a curated record
AUGAGUGGAGAGAGCGGGGGAGAGCGGGGCGGUGGAGACGGUGGUAGGGUUUUAGAAGGAACCAUUCCUAUUGAUGGGAAGGUCAGCGGGAACCUUGAUCCAAACUUGAUAGAUGAGGCUUCGAAGGAAAAGAGUGUUAUGGAGGCUAGUGGAGAAUCUAAUUUGGACCAAAGCAAAGUGCAGGGAGGCGCCAUGGAGUUUGAAGGGCAAGGAGCAACUCAGGGCAUGGAAGAUGGGAAAAAGAAGGAAAAGGGCAAAGAAUCUUUCAAGGUUUCUUUUCGAGACAAAGUUGUAGGAGAAUCCUCGACUAGGUUCUCUCACGGAGUGGACGUUCUUGAUGAGGACAAAAUGACAACUAUUAUUGAUGGAGAGAUACCUAGUGUGAUUUUUUCGGAGGAAGCCAGAAUGAUCAUAUCUGCUCCAUACAAGGAUGCCAUUAUCAUUAAAGUCCUUGGCAAAACCUUUAGCUACUCCGCCAUUACACAUAAGUUGAGAGGAGUUUGGAGAACCAGAGGAGGAUAUGAGGUGUUAGAUGUUGGUUUUGGAUAUUUUCUCAUUAAGUUUGAUUUGCGGGAGGAUAGAGAGCUCGUGCUUCUUGAAGGGCCAUGGAUGAUCGCUGGUAAUUAUGUGGCGGUUAAGCCGUGGUGUUCGUCGUUCCGCCCAUGUGAAGACACUUUUGGUUCCACUCUAGUCUGGAUCAGAAUCACAUGCCUUAACAUAUGGUAUUAUAGUGAGAAGGCUAUCUUGAAUAUAGCUAGAUCAUUGGGGAAGCCGAUUAAGGUUGACUUAGCCACCAAAUCGGCUGAGCGUGGAAAGUAUGCACGUGUGUGCAUUCAAAUUGAUCUGGGACAGCCUGUGAAAAGAAAAAUCAUGGUAGAUGGUUUUGAGUACAACAUUGAGUAUGAGAAUUUGCAUCUCAUUUGUGGAAAAUGCAAUUGUUUUGGGCAUGUGACUCGAGAUUGUGGAGAGAUAAAAAAGAAGGUGGUUCGAGCAACACUAGAAAGCUUGAAUGUAUCACAAGAAGAAGACAGAGGAGCAAAAGUCAAAGAGCAGCCGGUAAACACCGUGGAAAGGCCACCGGAGAAGGCGAAAAAUCAGGAAUUCAAAUUUUAA